AUGAGUCAAUUCAACAAAGAUGACUACGACCUCUCCAAGCCCAUUUCUUCUACCUCGGGUCUGAGGCAAGGGCUUACUUCGUACGGGGACGCGCACUUCUCAUUGUUUUUACGAAAGGUCUUCAUCAAAGCCCUUGGAUACAGCGAAGACGCGUUAUCGAGGCCAAUUAUAGGAAUUAUUAACACGUAUUCAGCCCUCAAUCCAUGUCACGCCAAUGUCCCGCAACUGAUUGAAGCCGCAAAGCGGGGUGUUCAAUUGAGCGGGGGAUUGGCUGUUGACUUCCCGACGAUCAGUCUCCAUGAAUCAUUUUCUUCGCCUACGAGUAUGUUCUUGAGGAAUUUGAUGAGUAUGGAUACAGAGGAGAUGAUCAAGGCACAGCCGUUGGAUGCUUGCAUUAUGAUUGGAGGCUGUGACAAAACGGUUCCUGCUCAAAUCAUGGGCGGGAUAUCUGCAAAUAAACCGGUACUACCUCUUGUUACAGGCCCGAUGAUUCCAGGAAGCCACCGUGGACAACGUCUGGGAGCGUGUACUGAUUGUCGAAGCAACUGGGCAGCCUACAGGGCUGGCUCAAUCGAUAUGGAAGACAUUGGUAAUUUGAACGAGGAGCUAGCUCCCUCGGCUGGAACUUGUGGAGUCAUGGGAACUGCAAGCACCAUGGCAUGCAUUACAGCAGCUCUGGGGUUCAUGCCCCUCCGAGGUGCCUCAGCACCAGCAGUCUCCUCAACCCGUCUUCGAAUCGCAGAAGAAACAGGAGCAAAUGCAGUAUCAGUUGCAGCAAAUAAUCGAACGCCCCAAGAGAUGCUCAGCAAAGAAUCUUUCUUGAACGCCAUCACGGUUCUCCAAGCUAUCGGAGGAUCCACCAAUGCAGUCGUCCACCUCAUGGCAAUAAUAAAUCGACACCCAGCAGUGCAAGGCCAGAUAACACUUCAGACUUUCGACGAGGUUGGAAGGAAUGUCCCGCUACUUGUUGACCUUAAACCAAGCGGCGACAACUACAUGACCGACUUCCACAAUGCCGGCGGUAUGCUUGCUCUAAUGCAUACUCUGAAGCCUCUUCUCCACCUCUCUGCCAUGACUAUAACGGGCCAAACUAUGGGCGAAGUUCUCGACGCGUCACCCUUCAACACAUUCCCCUUCUCGAGUGCAAUUAUCAGACCACUAGCAUCACCCCUUUACCCGGCUUCUUCCCUUGUAGUUUUGCGCGGGAAUCUCGCCCCAAAUGGCGCAGUCAUAAAAGCGUCCGCCUCAAAGUACCGACACCUUCUCUCACAUCGCGGCCCAGCCGUCGUCUUCGCUGAUUCUGCAGACCUAGCGCAGCGCAUCGACGAUCCAGAUUUGGAGGUAACGAAAAACUCUAUUUUGGUUCUCCAGGGAAUUGGCCCAAUUGGGAAUCCUGGAAUGCCCGAGGCGGGGUUGAUUCCAAUUCCAAGGAAGCUGGCGGAAGAAGGUGUGCUAGAUAUGCUGCGGCUGAGUGAUGGGAGGAUCUCUGGAACUGCGGGCGGCACCAUCGUGGUACACGUGAGCCCGGAAAGUGUGGUCCCUGGCUCGGCUUUUGGGGUUGUUCGAAAUGGAGACUUUAUAAGCUGUGACAUUGAGAGCAGGAGUUUGAAUUUGGAGGUGAGCGAUCAAGAAAUUGAGAGGCGUGUCGCUGAGCGGAAGAGCGGCGGUGUUUGGGAAGAGAGGAAGACAAAGAGGGGGUACAGAGGCUUGUAUGAGAGGUCUGUAAAUCAGGCUGAGGAAGGAGCCGACUUCGAUUUCUUGAGCUCUACGGGGCCAAGUUGA
Messenger RNA from Lachnellula hyalina, 1782 nucleotides. RefSeq names its product putative dehydratase (gene ilvD1). Gene Ontology annotation, molecular function: hydro-lyase activity. The record is from RefSeq and is a predicted model, not a curated record. NCBI's taxonomy places the organism in Eukaryota, Fungi, Ascomycota, Leotiomycetes, Helotiales, Lachnaceae. The transcript is spliced from 3 exons. The coding region runs from base 1 to 1782 and encodes 593 amino acids.